This is a messenger RNA of Pipistrellus nathusii (Nathusius's pipistrelle), 462 nucleotides long. The record is from the annotation of a GenBank genome assembly. Lineage: Eukaryota; Metazoa; Chordata; Mammalia; Chiroptera; Vespertilionidae.
AUGCAAAGGUUCCCAGAGCCCCACCUGGGCCAGUGGCAUUUCAUCGCAGGGGCAGCUCCCACCAAGGAGGAGUUGGCAACUUUUGACCCUGUGGACAACAUCGUCUUCAACAUGGCUGCGGGCUCUGCCCCCACGCAGCUCCAGCUUCGCGCUACCAUUCGCACGAAGACUGGGUCCUGUGUGCCCCGGGAAUGGAUCUACCACCUGACUGAAGGGAGCACAGACCUCAGCACUGAAGGCCGCCCCGACAUGAAGACCCAGCUCUUUGCCAGCUCAUGCCCAGGUGGAAUCAUGCUAAAGGAGACGGGCCAGGGCUACCAGCGCUUCCUGCUCUACAAUCGCUCACCAUACCCUCCUGAGAAGUGUGUGGAGGAAUUCCAGGCCCUGGCCUCCUGCCUGGACUCCAAGGCCUUCUUACUGACUCCCAGGAAACGAGAGGCCUGCACGCAGUCCGGUGACUGA